Messenger RNA from Octodon degus (degu), 2810 nucleotides. It is a transcript of the gene Plekhs1, whose product is annotated as pleckstrin homology domain containing S1. Bases 279 to 1835 code for a protein of 518 amino acids. The transcript is spliced from 14 exons. Lineage: Eukaryota; Metazoa; Chordata; Mammalia; Rodentia; Octodontidae. The record is from RefSeq and is a predicted model, not a curated record.
UUGAUGUACACAAGUGUGUUCCAGAAGUCAGGCGUUUAUUUCCUCCUCUCAUCCAAAGAAAUCCUCCCUGCCUUUUCCCAGUGAAUACUGAUACCUGGAACACCAAGGGCAGUUCUGUGCCAAGCCACAAGAAGAUUGAAAGCCCAGGACUUCCCCUGAGGCACCAGCUUCCUUUUGAAUUUGGGGCAAAAGGAAAAUCUUCCUAAGGGUACAAACUUAAGAACUUCCUUCUGGUUCACAUUUCAAACAAGGAUGUACUCAGUCCACACCCUGGCACCAUGGUCAGAGUGAACAGGCGGAGUUCAGGAGACCUAGGCACAGAGCACUUUUCUGAGAAGUGGACCAGCGAACCUUCGGCUUCCAGCAAACAAUUUGCAUUUUAUUAUGGAAAUGAAAUCUAUAAACAAGAUUACUUCAUUAAGUCGCCACCUCCCCAGCUGUUCUCCUCCACAGGCUCUUGGAAAAGGCGUUUUUUUAUCCUGUCGAAGAGUGGGGAAAAGAGACUUAGUCUUGCCUAUUACAAAGACAGCCAUCACCGCGGUUCCAUUGAAAUUGAUCAAAGUUCCAGGGUCGAGGUUGGCAUAACGAUCCCGGAAAAGCUACAGUCUGUACAGAAGAUGUUUAAGUGCCAACCGGAUCAGGUGAUGUCCAUCAGAACCACCAACAGGGACUAUUUCCUUAUUGCUGAAGACAGGGAGAAGAUUAAAGACUGGGUCUCCUUCUUGUCAUCAUUUUGCCGGGGUAUAAUAGCCACUCAUCAGCAUACCGAGGAUGUUCCAUGCUUACAGCAGAAGCAAAGCCAAGGAGGAGGAGGGGGAAAGCAGGCAUCUACACAAGGCCUCAGUGACGACAGCGGAGGAGACAGGGACGGAUGCUCUUUGGCUGAUAAAAGGCCCACUUCUGAUCCCAGCCUUUCCUUCAAUCCUUCAAGAACAUUGAACUCUGUCAGCCCCACCUCAUCCAGGACCAGUCUUCCAGACAUGCAUCUAAUGGAAAAAAGCCUUCCAGGCUUCGGGCAAGCUCGUCUUUCACGUGUUUCCUCAUCAGAGGCCGAUGAGGACACUGAAGAAGACAGCCACUACCUUACUCCUCGAAGUGUUCUCUUAGAGUUGGAUGAUGUUAUUGAUACCAAUGAUUCAGGGGAAUCCGUUGAACUUGGCUGUCCAAAUGAGGAAGUUGAGCAUGAUUAUAUGCCAAUGAAAUCCUUUUUCUUCGAAGAAACACCCCAUGUGCCUGCUGAUCGCCAAGGGGAAUCCCAGAGCUUUUCAGAGAUCCGGGGUGGGGAGCCUCACCUGCAAGAUCAAGAUUCCAGAAGGGAUUCGUGCCUUUCACCUGCCAACCCAGAAGCACAAACUGCAAAUGAUAGAACGGGGUCUGCCUCACUAACUGUCGUGAAAUUGUCUAUUUUACUCAAUAACAUCCCUGAUGAAAGCCAUGUGGAGACCCUGAAUGUGUUCCUUUCUCCUUUUGAUGUCAUAAACUAUCUCGCUCUCAUACAAGCCUCAGGAAGGAUAUGUGUGGCUCAGUGGGGAGGCCCCCCACAGCUGGGAUGCUUAUUUUCCCAUGGAGAUCAUGUUUUGGCCGUGAAUGGAAUGAAGCCCCAGAGCCUGGAAGAGGUGUCCUUGUUUCUCACCAGGUCUAUUCAGAAAGAGAAAGUAAAACUCACCAUAGGCCGGAUCCAAAAUUCAGAGAAAUUCCACGCUAUGUCCUGUACAUGUUCCUUAAAAAAUCAAGGAGAUGUACCUGUUCCGAGGGAUGAGUCUGAGCUGGAGAAGACACUGCCAAAGAGGAGCCCAGCAUUUAAGAAGGUCCAGAGGAAGGGAGCUGGAGAGUAGCCAGCCUGCUGCGGGUCCCUGGCAGCAGGAGGAGAAUGGAGCCCUGGUGCGACCUGGGCUCUGCUAUUCACAGACUUGCGACGUAAAACAAGCUCACACACCUCUCUAAGUCACUGUAUCUGCAUCUUAACAACGGGGCUGACUAUCCCCUCUCUGGCCACUGCAUCAGGGAUGCUGAAAAGGUCCAGUGGGACAGUGAGUAGGGGUCACAGUGAAGACGGAAGGCCUUAUUAUCUGAGACUGUCCCACACAGCACAGGCAUGGGUUGGGUAAGUCCUUCAUCGAAGUAAGACACAGUGUACUCUGUGAGGUCAUGGUCUAUAUAAUCAUUUUUUUGUUAAGAAACAAACACUUGAAACCCGUCACUCCAGGAAGGCAAGAUUCCCAGAAAGAUGUGAGACCACUAGGCCUGCCCAAACAUGUCCUGUGACCAUUCAACCCCCAGAAUCUAGAACACAAGGGCAGGAUUGGCCUCUUGGAUUUAAAGCAUCUCUUUUCUUAAAGACCUAGUAACUAUUUUAGAAGUUGAAGCAGUUGUAGGAUUUAAAUCCAUGGUUGAUUUUCUUAUUUCACAAAUUAAAAGAGAACUACUUAGUACUUCUAAGUUGGAAUAUUCUUAGUUUAUUGAUGCCUGAAUAAAUUGACCCUGGAAGGUCAAAUGAAUCGAAUGGUUUUUCAUAAAUAGGAAGCCAAAGGCACUAAAACACUAAUCAAAUUGAGGAAGGUUAAAGAAAAGGAGAUCUUGGAAAGUCUGUCUUACUUGGUUUGUUAUUUCACAUGGAAGAAACCAAGGCCUAGAAUGGUGGCUGAUGUGCCCUCUGCGUGGUUACGGCUUUCACAGGUGUUCAGUAGCAAAGCCAAGAGCCUAAAUCAGCUCUGGAAAGCAGCUGACCUUCAAUUUCAAUUAGAAAGGAGCUUCAGGGCCAGCCAAAUAGCUCAGCGGAUUAAAGUGCCUGCAAGCAGGCGCAGGGGCCG